Nelumbo nucifera (sacred lotus) is the source of this 2175-nucleotide messenger RNA. RefSeq names its product plant UBX domain-containing protein 10. Gene Ontology annotation, molecular function: ubiquitin binding. Gene Ontology annotation, biological process: ERAD pathway. The record is from RefSeq and is a predicted model, not a curated record. Gene Ontology annotation, cellular component: endoplasmic reticulum. Lineage: Eukaryota; Viridiplantae; Streptophyta; Magnoliopsida; Proteales; Nelumbonaceae.
CCCACUCGAUUGUUGGACGACGCGGGUUUCCGCUCUCCCCUUAAAAAACUACUUGGACCUUGAGGUCUCUUUGGUGUUUGGCGUUUGUUUCUCAAUGUACUCUCCGAAUUUCGCGUACCUCUUAACAAAGCCAAACAACACGUCGAGUGCAGGAGAGAGAGGGAGGCCGGGGUUCAAGCAGGGAGUGGAGUCAGGGAGUUACGACUUAGGAGACGUCGUCGAGUCGACGACGAUUUAAGACUUUUCAGUUUUCCCCCAACAACUCUCCCCGAGUUUCUUCUUUCCGUGAAGAAAAGCAAGCACCUCCUCUUCUUCUGCUUUAACAAAUCUAAAUCCAAAUCCAUAAUAAAUAAAUAAAUAAAUAAAUAAAUAAAUAAAAGCUGCCCUAGAACUCUAUUAGUCUUUUUUUUUUAGUUUUUUCUUCAAUCUAUUCUGCAAACUUCGAAAGGAAAUGGUGGAUUUCGGUGACAAAUUAGCUUGUUUUCAAGCAAUCACGGGCGUUGAAGAUCCCGAUUUGUGCACAGAGAUCCUCGCUGCCCAUGGCUGGGAUCUCGAACUCGCCGUCUCUGCCUUCACAGCUUCCAAUCCCGCUCCCUCCCUGUCCAACCCAAACGACAACGACAACCACAGUAAUAACAACCAUCAGAACAACGUCGGCAGCAGCCACCAAUCGAGUUUCGAUGACUGGGAAGGCGUCCAAGAAUCUGGGUUCACUCGUCAUGAAUCCCAACCGCUUUCAGAAUCUCCCGCUGCGGGGUCUCCUCCCGGUUUCGCCUGGAAGAUCAUCACUCUGCCCUUCUCUGUCAUCUCGGGUAGUUUAGGUUUGAUCUCCGGUGCCGUUGGCCUCGGUGUCUGGAUUGCGGGCGGCGUCCUGUCUCACUCCCUUGGUUUGCUCGGAUGGAAUUCCGGCCGUGAAGGAGGCGCUUCCUCUCCUAUGGUUUCUCUCUCAGCCGCCGCCUCGGAGGCUCUGAAUUUUGUUGCCGCGUUCGAGAGAGAUUAUGGAACUAAUCAUCCGAAUUUUGUCUCUGAAGGAUUCAUGGAUGCCUUGCAGCGGUCUCGACAGGCAUUCAAGCUGUUAUUUGUGUACUUGCACUCGCCGGAUCACCCUGAUACGCCGUCGUUUUGCGAGCAAAGUUUGUGCUCGGAGGUUGUGACAUCGUUUCUUAACGAAAAUUUUGUGUCAUGGGGAGGCAAUAUUCGGGCCAGUGAAGGCUUUAAGAUGAGUAACAGCUUAAAGGCUUCCAGGUUCCCGUUUUGUGCAGUGGUUAUGUCUGCUUCGAAUCAGAGGAUUGCAUUACUGCAGCAGAUUGAGGGAAUGAUUUCUCCUGAAGAAAUGCUUACAAUCCUUCAGAGAGUAGCUGAAGAGAGUGCUCCUGUUCUUGUCACAGCCAGGCUUGAUGCAGAAGAGAGGAGGAAUAACAUGCGCUUGAGAGAGGAGCAAGAUGCAGCAUACAGGGCAGCACUUGAAGCUGAUCAAGCAAGGGAGCGCCAAAGAAAAGAAGAGCAAGAGCGGUUAGAGAGGGAAGCUGCUGAAGGUGAGAGGAAACGCAAGGAGGAGGAAGAGGCACAAGAGAGAGCAGCACGUGAGGCAGCUGAGAGAGAAGCUGUGCUUGCUAGAAGGCGCCAGGAGAAAGCUAUGUCACUUGGUGUUGAACCCGAAAAGGGACCUAAUGUCACACAAGUUCUUGUACGAUUUCCAAAUGGAGAACGCAAGGAAAGGAGAUUCCACAACAUAGCUACAAUCCAGUCUGUCUACGACUAUGUCGAUUCUUUGGAUUGUCUGAACUCAGAGAAGUACAGCCUUGUCUCCAACUUUCCUCGUGUUGUCUAUAGCCCAGAGAAUCGCUCAUUGUCAUUGAAAGAUGCAGGAUUGCAUCCGCAGGCUAGCCUUUUUGUAGAAGUGGUGGAUUCAUGAGUGGAAAGCUACUUGUGAUUGUUGAUAUCCGAAAUGAGAAAGCAAAAAAUUCCAUUGGAUAGUCAUAGUCUAUUUAUUUCCUUCUUCUUUUUUAUGUCAGAAUAGCGGUUUUCCUUCAAACUGGUGGAAUCAAAAUUCAAACAAAUGAUGCUUGGUUGUCAAAAGUAUCUUGAAGUUGCAUUCCAUUUUUGUUAGUGACUAAUUUCUGUAAUUAUGUUGAUUAUGAAUCAAGGAUAAGAAAAUUCUCCCAUGUUUCUAGA